AUUGUUUCAUGGGAAAUACGCCUCUGUUGUUCGAUAGUAACGGAUACGUUAUUUGGAUUACGUAAUUAGAUUACAAAAAAUCAAGAGUCUGCAAAUAGAAUAUGGUACAUUUUAUUUUUUUAUUACACGAUAACACAUGAAUCAGCAAGUGUAAUAUACUGUUUUUGUUCGUACGUUUUAAAAGAGCUACCCCAGAGCCUCGUGCGAAGAUGGAGCGGUCUCGUUCAGCAUUUGACCACUGGAUGCACAAACACCACUUCACGUUUAGGGACACAAGAGGGAGAAACAUUACUGUUCAGUGCAACCUCUGCCUCCCAAAGAUCAACAUCCUAUCCACUGCAAGGGACUCUACCUCUAAUCUAAAGAAGCAUUUGGAGUGUCACUCACCUUCCCAGAUGCGCAAACGCCAGCACACCGAAAUGUCGGAGCCUGAGCCUCUUUUUCUCCCACCCAAGCGGCUGAAGUCCGCUGUAUGGGAGUAUUUUGGGUAUUUAAAAGACCCAGGAGGCACCAUCAUUGUUGAUGGUUAUCCAGUUUGUAGAUUGUGUCGGAAAAAAGUGUCAGCUCGGGCAAGCAACACUUCAAACAUGGCGCACCAUCUCCGUGACCACCACCCCAAGGAAUUUGCAAAGAUGAAUAGAAAGCAUUCUGUGGUGUGUAGGAGACGAAUAAGAGAUGUACCAAGUAGUGAUGCACCAAGCAGUGAUGGACCAAGCAAUUAUGGGCCAAGCAGUUAUGGACCGAGCAUUGUGGAAAAUCAAACGGCAGAAUCGUCCGAAGCGAAAGAAGCUAAGAUUGAUCCCACCAUUUAUCACCAAACAACACAAUCGAGGCUAAAUACCCUAGUUUUCAAUUUUAUCGUGGAGGAUGUGCAACCCAUUUCAAUUCUUGAGCAACCUGGCUUCAGGAGGUUGAUUGAAGCUUUAAGUCGGGGCAAAAAAGUCAUGAGUCGAAAUGCUUUUAUCAGCAGGCUUGAAGUAGCAUUUGAUAAAAUGAAAGGGGAGCUAAAAGCAAAGCUUGACAAAGUGCAGACAUUAUGUACAACUGCUGAUGUAUGGUCGGUGCAGGACAGAAGUUAUUUUGGAAUGACUUGUCACUGGCUUGAGGACAAUCUCGAAAGGAAGUCUGCUGCUCUUGCCUGCACAAGAAUCCCUAUCAGCUACACUUGCGAAUCAAUCAUCGCUAAAAUCCAAGAAAUUCAUUCUUCCUAUAACAUCGAGAGCAAAGUCCAGGCCACCGUCACUGACAACGGUAACAAUUUCAUAAAAGCCUUCAAAGAAUUCGCUUCUGAUGAUGACCAAGAAGUGGAGCAAAGUCAUUUUGAGGAUUUGGGCAGUAUUCUUUGUGAUGGAGAAAUCGGUGGAGACUUCUUUCUGAGUUACUUCCUACCACCUCACCAACGGUGUGCUUCUCAAACCCUGAACUUGAUUGCUUCAAAGGAUCUAGCGGAUGCCGUCUCAAAGGGACCGGCAGGUAAACUGCACAGCAGCGCAGCUGAAAAAUGUGCAGCGAUAUGGCACAAGACCCAAUCGUCCACUGAAGCUGCUGAUGCAAUGGAAUCCAUUGCAAAAAUGAAAUUCACAGUUCCUUGUCUGAAUCAGUGGAGCUCAGAAUACUACGCCAUUAACAAGAUUAUGUCGCUUACCGAUACACAGCUCAACGAGUUGACAGAAGUCUUGGGUGUUCCACAUUUUACACCUGAUGAAACUGCGUAUCUCACAGAAUAUACUGACGUCUUCAAACCAGUGGCUUUUGCGCUUGACCUUCUGCACGGAGAAGAAAAGUGCUUCCUUGGCAUUGUGAUACCAACGCUGUUGACACUUAAAAGAAAGCUUGAGGAGAAGGCAGCAAACACUCGCCUCUUCUCCAGGGUCAUUGAAAGCACCGUCAAGGCAAUUGACUCUCGCUUCAAGCAGGUGUUUGAAAGUUCUGAUGCCAGAUUGGCCACAGCCACCAUGCCGCAGUUUAGACUUUGGUGGUUGCCAGAAGAUGAGAGGGAGAGUCUUCGAGCACAGUUGAUCACUGAAGUUUUGCAGGUCGACCAAGGGACCGAAGAAACUGAGACCAAUGGAGGCUCUGUUCACGAGGAUGAAUUCUUCUCGUAUGGACCUGGAAGUUCUGGCAACAAAAGUGGAAAGAGGGAAGCAGCGGAAGAAGUGUGGCUGUAUCUUCAAGGCACAAACAAAGAUCUGAAAUGCCUCCAUGAAUUUCCAGGUGUGAAAAAAGUGUUCAUCAAGUUCAAUACAACUCUACCCUCAAGCGCCCCAGUACAACAGCUCUUCAGCAACGGGAGUAACAUCGUGACCCCGAAGGGACAUCAUCUCUCAGAUGAACAUUUCGAGCGCGUGCUCCUUUUACGCUACAACAGCAAAAUCACCACUGCUUUGGAAUAAAUCAUGGAGCAACACUGCUGAUGUUUAUAGACUAUUUUUUUUUUUUUUUUGUAUAGGUAAUAGGAUAGGAUCUGUCCCAUUUUAUUUUUUUUUUAUCCCCAAAAUAUUCCACACGAACGCAUGUACCACCAAAAAAAUCUUUGGUAAAUGUUUAUUUCUCAAAAAACAGUAAACAUGUUAACAAGAAGAAAUUUGUUACUUUUAAAGUUGGACUAGUGGUUCUAGAGCUGUUCAUACAACAUGUUAGUCAUGCAAUAAUCUAGAUGUAUAAGAGUAGUUCUUAUUCUAAAUUAUGAUUUCAUGUUCAGAGCUGUUGUUCAAUGCAUAAGUGUAACCACACGUUAAAGCGCCAAACAAAUAUAUCACUUGGUGGAAGAAUUGUCCAUUAUGAUUCUCAUUACUAAUAAAUGUAUUUUUGGAACAUCUGGUCUCUUAUUUAACGGUUUCUGCAAUCUUUUAAGACCGACAAGACACUUCAAGCCAUACAUUCGUGAUUUUGCCAUGAUUAAGUGUUAAAAGCUAAUUUGUGUUUUUAUUUUUAGUAAAAGCCAACUAACGUACAGUCUUGAUUGAGGUAGUUCUUUUGGAAUAGAAGAGAGAACUUUUUAUGACACAAGCUUUUAUUUCAAAGAAAUUUGUUUAGCUACAGUGCGCUUUUCAUUAAAACCCUUGGGACCAUAUGCUAUGUGAGUGGCCUUUUUAUGAUCCAAGCUGUCAUACACUGGUGUUAGACUUAGCUUUUAGAAGACUACAGUCCUGUAGACCAACCCUGAUCUAACAUAGUCACCUGUAAAGAGCUUGAUUAAAUGGUUCAAGGUUGGCCCUCCAGGAAUGGGGUUUCACAGCUGCACAUUUUGUAUAUAUUGCAUAUUCAUCCCUGUUCAUCAUCAUCUUCAGCUCUCCAGUGUGUGUGUGUUUGUUUAAUAAAAUGCUCUGAGUAUAAACCAAUCUCCUGUCUGUCUAAACAAAUAAGGUCUUAGUUGCACUUUGCUAUAACGGUUAAUAACACUAACAGAAAAGUGACAUUAAAAUAAAGAAUAUAAUUACAUUUUUAGAAUGACAAUUUUUUUAUUCGUAAACUUAGUGGGAU
This is a messenger RNA of Labeo rohita (rohu), 3483 nucleotides long. RefSeq lists its product as uncharacterized. NCBI's taxonomy places the organism in Eukaryota, Metazoa, Chordata, Actinopteri, Cypriniformes, Cyprinidae. The coding region runs from base 210 to 2393 and encodes 727 amino acids. Gene Ontology annotation, molecular function: DNA binding. The transcript is spliced from 3 exons. The record is from RefSeq and is a predicted model, not a curated record.